CGACGACGACGACAAUCGAUCGACGCAUGCAUACUUACACCGAUACACGCAUCCUCUCAAACUCAAGUGGCCGUAACGACAGUGUGUGCACAGUACUUAUAUACAUUCAUUCAUAUACAUACACUCUCUCUUCUUCUCUGCGUGUCCGUCAUUUUCCUUUUGAUCGCGCUCAACCAAUGCAACGAGCUAAAAUCACUCCGACGACGCUGCGGCGAUUGCAUCCCAGCGCCUGACUUGCAUACGCUGCGCACGGAGAGAGCGUAAAAUAAGGCCUCAGGAGCUCGCCUCGAGAAAACAAUGAAAGCACUGUUUGUAAACGGCGAGCGAGAGACACUAUGAACAUCGCCCUGCUGUCGAGGCGACUCGCUCACAAAGGAUGGGUGUGAUGUGACACUUCCAGAGGACGUAACAGAGCUUCCUCGAAGGUAUUCCACUGCGUGCUUUUUGGGAACGCCUUUCCUCGGUCUGUAUAUACAUAGAUAUAUAGCGUGUGUCGCUCAGCCACGAGUGUAUGUAUCUCCCCGACCUUCCAUUGUGAAGGAGUUCUUUGAUUGAGUGAGACAGAGAAAGAGACAACAUGAGUCUGAAUCUAGUUAAGUUUUUCUCCAAGAAGAAGCAUCACAAUCCCCAGCCCACCGAUACCGUGGGGGAGAUUGGACUGCCCACCAACGUUUCGCAUCAGUUUCAUGUUAUCAAGAAUGCCAAGACAGGUCAGUUGGAGGGCCUGCCGGACUCCUGGAUUCGUCUGCUGAAUACUCAGAUCACAAAGUCUGAGCAGGAUGAGCAUCCUGCCGCAGCUCUGCAGGCCAUCAAGUUUUAUAAUUAUUCCAUAAAGAAGAAGCCAACGCCCCAGGAGGAGGUAUUCAAACCGUUUGUAACGGAAGAUGUGAUAGAAGAGGAGUCCAUAGAGAUAGACAAGAUUCUGGCAAAGAAGUGCAAUGCGAAUCAUCGGGACUCGGAUGGUUCCACGUCUGCCAGUUCUACAGACAGUCAAGUUCAGAGGUUACCACCAGAUCUCCCACCAAAAAUCAAGAAACCACCAAAACCAGCACCUAGGAAGUUUGUAGAGCGCAAGGAGAAAACAUUUACAGAAGUUCUUGAAGAUCUCAGUAAUUGUCAACUCGAUGACUAUGACCUGUUGCCAGAAGACAAUAAUGGCAAUAAACAAGCUGUAGAGAGCACUGUUUUUAAGCAAGAGGAGAGUCCUGUUUUACGAAGAAAAACUAACAGCUCUAUUCCAACGCUCAGUGACGAAGAGGUUUAUAAAGAACUGAGAAUCAUUUGUCAAAGCGAUGAUCCACAAUUGAGAUUUGAGAGAAGUAAAGAAGUUGGGUCUGGCUCUUCUGGUAGAGUAUUCAUAGCUACCGAUCUAUCAAACAACCAGCGAGUAGCCAUUAAAGACAUUGAUCUAGAAAAGCAAAUUAAGAAAGAGCUUAUGUUGACAGAGAUCAAAGUCUUGAAAGAAUUCAGACACCCAAACUUAGUGAAUUUCUUAAACUCUUAUCUAGUCGAUGAUCAUCUCUGGGUGGUAAUGGAAUUAUUGGAAGGUGGACCGUUAACCGAUGUUGUAACUGAAACUGUGAUGAAGGAAGCUCAAAUAGCUGCUGUAUGUCGUGAAGUGCUUAAAGCAGUGAGUUUCUUGCAUUCUAAAGGCAUCAUCCACAGAGACAUAAAAUCGGACAAUGUUCUUCUUGGGAUGGACGGCACAGUUAAAGUUACAGACUUUGGUUUUUGUGCAAACAUUGUUGGUGAUGAGAAACGACAAACGGUUGUAGGAACUCCAUACUGGAUGGCACCAGAGGUUGUAACAAGAAAACAGUAUGGAAAGAAAGUUGAUAUUUGGUCUCUAGGCAUUAUGGCCAUUGAAAUGAUUGAGGGUGAGCCUCCAUACAUGAAAGAAACGCCAUUAAGAGCCCUGUAUCUAAUAGCAGCUAUUGGUAAACCUCAGAUACCAAGUUGGGAAACUCUCAGUCCUAAGUUCCAGAAAUUCUUGGAAGACUGUCUAGCUGUGGAGGUGGAUGAAAGAGCAUCAGCUGAUGAAUUGUUGGCUCAUGCCUUUCUUGACAACUGCGCAGAGCUCACUACUCUCAGUCCAUUGAUACGUGCUGCACAAAAAAUUCUGCACAAAGUUUAUUGAAACUGUUUUUGAUUAAAUUAUAUUUUCUCCAGUGUUAGAUAUAGCUCUACAAAGUUUUUAAUGAUCUUAAAUAUUGUAUGUACUUCAAUCUAUUUUUUCCUUUCUGAAAUAUCGCAUUUCUCUACAGAAAGUAUAUUUUCUACUUUUAAUUGGAUCAAGCAAUUUAUACAAUUUUUAUACAGAAAAUGAUAUUUUCAUACAUAGCUUUUAAAGUUGAAAACAAAUAUGUCACUGUGAUUAAUUAAACAAAGCGAUCAAAUGUAAAUCACCUUGGUCAUGAUAAAUUCCAGACAAUAUUCUUAAAGCAAUUUUUAGAGAAUGUUUACCAUUCCUAAAUAAAAGUCUGAAAAGUGUGCAAUUUUUAUAAGAUUCAUAAAUAACAGAAGUACUUUUUAAGUCGAUGCAUUUCAAAAGAAUGAAGCUUAUGUAGUUUUAUCAUUGAAAUUAAAGUGCCGUACUUAUGUGAAAAUGUCUACCAACAAAAUGUGUCAAAUUGUGAAGAAUGCACAAUUUGUCAAUAAGUGCGCUUUACAAAAGUAAAUUAGGCAUAAAAAUAAAAAAAUGCGAUGUAUUUCCACGUAUGAGAUUCAAAAAGUUUUAGCAGUAAAGCAGAUGUAUUAAUUGAAGUAUUAUAUACGGUACAGAGGACUAAGUGCAGGACGCGCUAAUUUUUAUACACUUUUUUGAAAGAAGACCUUUCAUAUCAAUUUACCAAAUUUUAUAUAAAUUUAUAAUGUGUGUACUUGUCAUUCGCGUGAAUUAUACGUUGUAAUGUGCCUAAAGAGCAUGUAAUUGUUCGAUGAUAUUUGAACCAUAAUACUACUAUGAAAUAAAUAGUAUAAUGUAUAUAAAAUGUAUAUUUAAGAUACUUCAUAAAUAAUAAUCAAUUUUAACAAAUAAUAAAAGUGUAUUUUUAAUUCUCUAGCAAAAAAGAAAGCUGUUUUUAACUCCACGAUUGUGAACAAUAAAUACUUUAUUUACAA
Nasonia vitripennis (jewel wasp) is the source of this 3120-nucleotide messenger RNA. It is a transcript of the gene Pak3, whose product is annotated as serine/threonine-protein kinase PAK 1. NCBI's taxonomy places the organism in Eukaryota, Metazoa, Arthropoda, Insecta, Hymenoptera, Pteromalidae. Gene Ontology annotation, molecular function: protein serine/threonine kinase activity; ATP binding. Gene Ontology annotation, biological process: regulation of axonogenesis; intracellular signal transduction; regulation of MAPK cascade. The coding region runs from base 578 to 2137 and encodes 519 amino acids. Gene Ontology annotation, cellular component: cytoplasm. The record is from RefSeq and is a predicted model, not a curated record. The transcript has 2 exons.